Messenger RNA from Thrips palmi, 857 nucleotides. RefSeq names its product apolipoprotein D-like. The record is from RefSeq and is a predicted model, not a curated record. Lineage: Eukaryota; Metazoa; Arthropoda; Insecta; Thysanoptera; Thripidae. Gene Ontology annotation, molecular function: pigment binding. Bases 148 to 759 code for a protein of 203 amino acids. The transcript has 6 exons.
CGUGCAGGGCGUAGUGCGCAGAGAUUAGUCGUGCACCGACAGCCCAGAGAGCCAGUGACACCCUGCCGCGGCUUUGAUUGGAGUCUCCGAGCGCCGAACCAGUGAUCAACACAUCAACCCACCGUACCGUCUCGCGUUCAAGCGAACAUGGUGGCCGCCCUGUGCGUCCUGCUGGUGGCGGUGCUGGGGCACGCCCACCACGCCCUGGCCACCGACAUCGCCGUCGGAGGCUGCCACGACAAGGAGGUGGUGCAGAACUUUGACGUCCAGAGGUACUCGGGCUUGUGGUACGAGAUUUCCCGCUACUGGCAGUUUUUCGAGCUGAACGGCAAGUGCGUGACCGCCGAGUACACCUUCAACGCCACCAGCGGCAGGGUGGGCGUCAAGAACAGCAUGGUGGAUGCCACCUCUCUGCAAGCCAAGUCCAUCGAGGGCUUCGCGGAGCUCGCCGACCCGUCCGCCAGCCCUGCCGUCGGCAAGCUCACAGUCACGUUCAAAAUACCAGUGGUGGGCGACCAGCGCGCGCCCUACUGGGUGCUGGACACCGACUACGUCAACUACGCCGUCGUGUACUCGUGCAACAACAUCUUUUUCGGCGCGCUGCGAGUCGAGUCAGCCUGGGUCUUGAGCAGAACACCCCACGUCACGGACCCUGCCGUCCAGCGGGCCAUCGAAGCCGCUAUCGCCAAGGCGGACCUCAAGCCGAGCAGCUUGCUGAAGACAGAGCAAGACUGCCCCCCAUCAACGACCGCGCAAUAGAAGCCAUGUGUUGUUUCUCUCUCUCGCUCCAUCCCUGUCACAGCCUGCAGACGACACGCUAAGUGUUAUUGGUUUAAAAAUAAAAAAAAAGAAGUGUA